CAAGAACUAGCUGUGCUUCAAAGCCUGAAAUUGAUACAACGUGUUGUAGGUCAACAAGUAAAUGGUAGAGUUACAGUAACGCUUGGACUUUGCCCCCCGCCCCCGACUAACUCUCUGGCUAGCCACAGCUAAUUUUUGACACAAAUAUUCAAUGUUUCACCACAGCGAGAUUACAUAUAAAGUAUACAAAAGACGGGCAUUCAUUUUCAAGAAGAAAGCAGAAGAACUAGUGUUUUGGAUUGGUAGCUAGCGUGUUAGCUAGUCGUUGAUCUAGCUAGACAAAGUUAACUAUAAUCGAUGUGAAACCCAAAACGGAGCCCGUUUAGAGUGAGCUAGCUAGCUACGUAUUCCGCUGGCAAAUAGUUUAGAGCAGGUUAAACUUACUAGCUACUUGCUACUACUUGUCUGUCUGGCUUGUUCAAGACACGAAAAGGAUAUUCAUCUGUCAAAGUUUCAGGUUACGCAACAUACCUCAAAAUGGUUGACAGAAUAACAACGCUGGGUAUUGUGUUUGACGACGAACAGAAGAAUGGAUAUUGCAGCGGUGAAGUCUUAUCCGGAUACGUUUUGCUUGAGGUGUCGGCAGUCACUCAAAUUAAGGCGAUAAACGUAUCGGCCGGAGGGUCUGCGCACGUGAGCUGGAACGAGCGACCACGCGGAGCAACGUCGCCCAUCAGUGUCUCCAUAGCAACGCCAUCCCUGUCACGCGGCGUCAAGGAGGAGGUGGAAUACUUUGCUGCCUCCCAAGCCGUCCUAGAAGCAACAGAUGGGGGUGUUGGACAGUGCCUGAGUCUUAGCGUGGGCAGACAUGAAUUCGCCUUCCGGUUUGAGCUCCCACACAGGCCCUUGGUCUCCUCUUUCACUGGAAAGUAUGGGAGAGUUCAGUACUGGGUGAAGGCGGAGGUGCGGAGGCCGUCCGCCCCAGACCAAAGUGUUUGCAGGGAAUUCCCUGUCAUCAGCCACAUAGAUCUCAACUCCCCGUCUCUGCUGUGUCCUGUUUCGACCAACAAGGAGAAGAUGAUCGGCUGCUGGAUUUUUACCUCGGGCCCCAUCUCUUUGAGUGUCAACAUUGAGAGGAAAGGUUACUGCAAUGGAGAGGAGAUCCCCAUCUUCGCCGAGAUUGAGAACUGUUCGUCACGCCUCGUCGUGCCAAAAGCGGCCAUUUAUCAGACCCAGACCUGCCUGGCCAAAGGCAAAACCAAAACCUACAGGCAAGCUGUGGCGAGCGUGAGAGGCAACCACAUCCCCUCGGGCUGCUCCGACAGGUGGAACGGAAAAACGUUAAAGGUCCCGCCCCUCUCCCCUUCCAUCCUCAACUCAGCGCUCGUCAGGGUGGAGUACUCUUUAGCAGUGACGGUGCAGAUUCCCGGUGCUAAGAAGCUGAGCACGGAGCUGCCCAUCGUGAUUGGCACCAUCCCCUGCGCCGGCCUUGGGGCCCAUGGCCGCAGCGGCAGCGGACACUUCAGCCAGGACGUCAGCUGGCUCACGCUGGCGCUGCCCGAGCAGCCUGAAGCCCCCCCGAACUAUGCGGACGUGGUGUCGGAGGAGGAGUUUGAGCAACACACGCCCUCCGCCGUACAAUCAGAUGAGCUGGAGAGGCAGCUUGGGGGGCCGAUCUUUGCAUACAUCCAGGAAUUCCGAUUCCAACCUCCCCCUGUGUACUCCGAGGUCGAUCCGUACCCCGUCUAGUGUCCCAAAUUACUGUAAGAGGCGCACCCUUCCGCCCCCUGUCAACUGUUCUGCUUCUCUGAGAAGACAUUUCAGCUGGCCCAUUAACCCAGCGAGGUCAAGCCAAGGCUGCUUUUCGGCGAUUCGUCACCCUCGGGAUUGUGGUUAAUUGCAAUGAAUGCCGCAAACAGGACCGUGACUGUGGAAAAGCCGGUGUGGACGUCAGGUUUCAUUGACGGACUUUAAAGCAUUGUCAGUAUGACUCGCGUGGAGAAGGAUGGCCGAACUGCAAAAGAUAGCACACGCGGCAGUCUAAGCACUUUGAAUAUACACAUUGUAUGUGAAACUGCGCUGGCCAAAAGUUGAGUAUGAAUAGCAUGAUCUAAGUGCUUAUCUCAACAAUCAUGCUAUCAUAAAAAUUGUAUUUGCAAGGUAAUUGCCCAAACACUUUUUUUGAUACAAUGAUAUGGUGGUUCAUUAGUUUGCACAAUUGAAGUGCCUCAAAAUGUUUCUAUUCAGUAGAGAAGUUGGAUUUUUGUUUUUUAUUUAUUUUUUUCAGUGUUGAAUUGAAAUCCAGUGACAUUUAUGGCACCUCAUUUGGAAUGUUUAAGGGAUGAAUCUUGUAAAAACAGCCACGUGCCUUCUGAAACCAAAAGAAUUUAAAAUGACACGAGACAGUCUUGCAUACUCAGGACACAAGAAAUCAGGGUGUAGAGGUUGUGGGAUGUCUUUGUUCAGAAUUUCACUGUCUGGUAGUUUAAAGACAGUAUUUUCUAAUACUGUACAAUCUGACUGCUGCAAUAUUAAUCAUGUCACACUUUGCACAGAUUUUUUUUGUUGUUUGAAAAGUAUGAAAAUCAUUCCCAUUUUGUGUCAACUGCUGUUGACAGUAGUGUCAAAAGAAGAAAAAAAGUUUACACAUUGGAUGUGAAGAUCAGUCUCUGGGGGUCCAAGCUGCCAUGAAACAAUGUUUCACACAGUAGCUGUUUCAUUAGCAUUCAGAUUAGCCUUGCAUGUAUGUGACAACAAAAGCAGGUUUGAAAAGGCUGGUAAACCUGAAUUUAAGUUCGACGUAUUUAGCACUAUACGUCAAUAGUGCCAUAUUGGCUAAUGAAUUGGACGUUUCAUAUGGUCAGAACAACACUUUUGGAAAAUACUUGUCCAUAUCUGUCUUAAGCUUAAUGGUAUUUACUGCCAGUUAGAAGCGCCAAAGCACUGUUUUACUGUGGAAUGAAGUGUGUCUCUGUGAUCUGCGUGAGCCAACAUAUGCAUUGCCAACUCGUGAGAUAUGGGAGCUUGGAUGAGUUUGAAUGAAUGCUGCCUGUCUGUUGCAACAUGCACAGAAUAUUAAAAGGAAAAUGUGCCUGCUAAGCUGCUCAGUACAAGGCAUGCCUUAGGUGGUGUUAAUUGAUAUCUUUCCCGGGUAUUUUAACAUUAGUGCCGUUGAGUUAACUUCCAGGUGUUCUGAAAUGUCAUCAAAGUGAGGUUAAAAAUAAUAGAUUUUCAGUGAUAAUCCAUUCAAUUUCUAAUGGUGUUAAAAAAAU
Messenger RNA from Megalops cyprinoides (Indo-Pacific tarpon), 3212 nucleotides. Its product is annotated as arrestin domain-containing protein 4-like. Gene Ontology annotation, molecular function: ubiquitin-like ligase-substrate adaptor activity. The transcript is spliced from 9 exons. Bases 478 to 1689 code for a protein of 403 amino acids. The record is from RefSeq and is a predicted model, not a curated record. Gene Ontology annotation, biological process: protein transport. Lineage: Eukaryota; Metazoa; Chordata; Actinopteri; Elopiformes; Megalopidae. Gene Ontology annotation, cellular component: plasma membrane; cytoplasm.